CUUUGCAAUGUUCUUCGAUAUCCGUGAAUGUUCUGAUUCUGAUUCUUGCACGAUUAGUGCAUAUCCCAUCUUUUUUUGUUAGUUACAAUUUAGAAGGCUUCAGUUUGUUACCUACCGAUGAAGAGAGGUAUAUAUUGGGUAUAUAAAGGAGGAAGAUACCUAUAAGAAACUCUAGAUAUAAGGUGUCGCGUCCAUCAGCCAUCUAUACACGGCCUUGCCCGCAGUAUCUUGCCGGUUUUUCGGCCUAAGAUAGCGGCGGCCGACUCGGGUUCAGUGCGCUCCGUGACAAGUUCUAUCGGCGAAACUGAUACGGUGACCGUGGCCACUCGACAACGCCCACUGUCAUUGGGAAGUCUGGCUUCGACAGAGGCUCCGCUCCGAUAAGUGUUGUCUGGCCUUGGGAUCGGCGGGCGUCGCCCUCAAUCUGGUAACUGCUCGGACAGUGGUGCAGUCGGGCGGCGGGAAGACGGCCGACCUCCGCUGGACAGCGGGCUACAGCGGCGCUGUGCUGACUCAUCCGUCAGUGAGAUGACCAUGGAGGCGGUCCGCGCCACCUGCGACCUGGCGCGGUGCCGGCUGAACGAGCUGCUGGCCGACCGAGAGCCGUGGCAGGUGGCCGCCGGCGCGGCCGGGGCCACGCUGGCGAUCACCUGGAUCUGGGCUCAGGUGCACUUCUCCGACGAAGACAUCUCAUCCCGCUUCAAGAAGCGACUGUUCCGGCUGGUGAGGACGAUCCCCGCCGUUCGGAGGAAGAUCGAGAAGGAGACGCGUCACAUGCAGGACAACAUGAACGCCGAAAUAGUGCGCAUGAACGCGGGGAUGCCGUUCUUGCGCCGUCUGCCGGAUCGUGGCAUUAGCGCCGAACAAGUGCUGUCGGAGGCGCGUCGCUACUGCGCCCUCGGCAAGUUCUCCUACAAGGAAGGCUGCCUGUCGGGAACGGUGUACAACGGGUCGGCCGACCUGACCGAGCUGAUGACCCAGGUGUACGGGCUGGCGGCGUGGUCCAACCCGCUGCAUCCGGACGUGUUUCCGGGCGUCCGCAAGAUGGAGGCGGAAAUAAUUCGCAUGUGCUGCCAGCUCUUCUCGGGCGGGCCCGACUCGUGCGGCACGGUGACCUCCGGAGGCACGGAGAGCAUCAUCAUGGCCAUGAAGUCGUGCCGAGACAUGGCCAGGGAAGAGCGCGGCAUAACGCGGCCAGAAGUGCUCGUUCCGUUCACGGCUCACGCCGCCUUCGACAAAGGCGCCCAGCUACUCCGCAUGAAGCUGAUCCACAUUCCGGUCGACCCAGAGACCAGCCGCGUGAACGUGUCCAAGAUGAGAAGCUACAUCAACAGCAACACGGUGAUGCUGGUGUGUUCGGCACCGGCAUUCCCGCAUGGCAACAUCGACCCCAUUGAGGAGGUCGGCGCACUGGGAGUCAAGUACGGCAUUCCCGUGCACGUCGACUCGUGCCUGGGCGGCUUCCUGGUGCCGUUCAUGAAGGAGGCCGGCUUCCCUGUGGUGCCGUUCGACUUCAGCGUGCCGGGCGUGACCAGUAUCUCGGCAGACACGCACAAGUAUGGCUUCGCUCCGAAGGGCACCUCGGUCAUACUGUACUCCUCGCAGCACAUGCGUCACUUCCAGUACUUCGUGCAGCCCGACUGGCCGGGAGGCAUCUACGCCAGUCCCUCGAUGGCCGGCAGCAGGGCCGGAGCGGUGCUGGCUGCCUGCUGGGCGGCUCUGAUGUACUACGGACGCCAGGGCUACGUGGAGACGACGCGCCGCAUUAUCGAGACCGCGCGCUACAUCGAGGCGGAGUGUCGCCAGAUUCCUGGCCUGCGGAUCCAGGGCAGCCCGGACGUCUCUGUGGUAGCCUUCGCCUCGGACCAGUUCAACAUCUACCGACUCUCGGACGCCAUGGCGCAGCGCGGCUGGAACUUCAACGCGCUCCAGAACCCGCCCUGCUUCCACAUCGCGGUCACCUACUGCCAGACGGCCGCCGGCGUGCGCGAGAGGCUGGUGAAGGACAUGCGCGAGCUGACGGCCGAGAUGCUGCGCGCGCCGGCCGACAACGCCAACUCCGGAGACGUGGCGCUGUACGGCAUGGCGGCCAGCGUGCCCGACCGCUCGCUGGUCUCCGAGCUGGCCUGGUGUUUCGUGGACAGUCUGUACACCACUGAGGAGCCCGCCGAGGCGGACAAGCCGGCUCCCGCAGAGGCGGACAAGCGGGCUCCGGCGGCCGGCACCCAGUGACCGCGCUGAGGAAGGCAGGACCUGACCUCUUUGCUCCGCCGGUUAUCCGGUAAAAUUCAACAGCGACCUUUAGAGUGGCCAACAUGAUAAGUGGCGAUAGCCCAAGUGAAUGGGAUCGGUUGCGAUAAGUCAGCAAGAUCAGUGGAUAUUAGUCAAUGGGAUCAGUGGAGUGCAGUCAGGGAGCUGUUAUCGUUGCUUAGUCCUGUGUGUUUGAUUAUAUUAUAAUUACACGGGUGGGCGUGGCCCGCCCGCCGGGAUCAAGACAUAGCUAUAGGAGGGACGCGCGGCGAUGGAGUCUGGCUAGGGAUUGGAUGAGGGCCGGCACGGUGUCUGCGCGCACCCGGCCGGCCGCAGCGCCAGUGCAUACCCUGAGGUACUCUACACCUUUACAUGUAGUCACUGAGUGUUACAUCUGGUUCGGAGAGCAGCCGCGAGCAGCUGCUGUAUAUGUACGGAGCAGCGUCAGCAGCCGGGCAGCUGUGUGUCGAACAGUCCGGCAGGCCCGGCGUCACUGCUAGGCCACAGCUCAUACCUGCCGGCGUCACCGCCGCUGUACUGUGAGCUGUACCGAGCCACUCCCGGCCUCACCGCCCAAAACCACUCAGCUUUGAGAGAUCACCCGAUGGAUCGAGCUUAGCACACCCUGUUCGGUCAGUUUCCGUUGUGCGGCGCGCACGAUGUACCCAGUGUGGGGUAAUUUAUGUGCAAUGUUUUUGUCUACUCAUUAAUGUAUUAUCUAGAUUAGUUAUAUAGCUGAUUGUCUUCUGUGGCACGGUGUACUUUUCCGGACUCGAACCAUUUUAAUUAUUUAUUAAAAUAAGAUUUGAAUGAUCCUUAAGUUAUCGACGAUUAGCGAAGACAUUUUAGUAUCUUCUGACGCCACUUUUCUUCAUAAUCAUACGCAUGUAUUAGGGGUUUAUUACGCACUUUUUGUGUGAAGGUAGAUAUUCAAUAAAACAUGGCAUGUG
This is a messenger RNA of Amphibalanus amphitrite, 3200 nucleotides long. It is a transcript of the gene Sply, whose product is annotated as sphingosine-1-phosphate lyase-like. Gene Ontology annotation, biological process: sphingolipid catabolic process; carboxylic acid metabolic process. Gene Ontology annotation, molecular function: pyridoxal phosphate binding; sphinganine-1-phosphate aldolase activity. NCBI's taxonomy places the organism in Eukaryota, Metazoa, Arthropoda, Thecostraca, Balanomorpha, Balanidae. The transcript is spliced from 2 exons. The record is from RefSeq and is a predicted model, not a curated record. The coding region runs from base 529 to 2232 and encodes 567 amino acids. Gene Ontology annotation, cellular component: endoplasmic reticulum.